Fusarium sp. VM40 is the source of this 2286-nucleotide messenger RNA. The record is from the annotation of a GenBank genome assembly. NCBI's taxonomy places the organism in Eukaryota, Fungi, Ascomycota, Sordariomycetes, Hypocreales, Nectriaceae.
AUGGGCUCAGAUAUUAUUGAUCACUCGCCUAACCAGGCAAAGCCCUUGCCUCAGAUCCCAACUGCCUCCAAGGUCAUCCUCAUCGAUAACUACGACUCCUUCACCUGGAACAUCUACCAGUACCUGCACCUUGCGGGAGGUUCGCCGGUCGUCCUCCGCAACGAUGAAGUUACUGUAGAUGAAUUGGUUGCCCAAAAGCCCACCCAUAUUGUCAUCAGUCCUGGGCCCGGUCAUCCCGAGCAUGAUUCUGGUGUUAGCCGCGAUGUCAUUAGACACUUUGCAGGCAAGAUUCCAAUCUUUGGUGUCUGCAUGGGCCUUCAGUGUAUCUUCAAUGUCUACGGUGGAGAUGUCAGCUCGGCUGGCGAAUGGGUCCACGGCAAGACCUCACCUUUGACUCAUGACUCCAAGGGUGUCUUCUCUGGUCUUGGCCAAGCAGUUCAAGUCACUCGAUAUCAUUCACUUGCGGGUACUCAGGUUACUCUGCCUGAGGAAUUGGAGGUUUCCUCCUGGGUAGCGAAGCCUGAUGGCUCCCCUGGUGUCAUUCAAGGUGUGCGUCACAAGAAGUACACAAUUGAAGGUGUCCAGUUCCACCCCGAGAGUAUUCUUUCUGAAAGUGGGCUGGCUAUGAUUGCAAACUUCCUUCACAUGCAGGGAGGUACUUGGGAAGAGAAUUCUGAGUUCCAGAAGAAUCGUUCUGCCAGCAGUGAUAACUCGGCGGCUCCCAAGACCAAGAAGAGCAACAACAUCCUGCAGCGAAUCUAUGCAAACCGAAAGGCUGCCGUGGACGCGCAGAAAUUGAUCCCCUCACAGAGGUUUGAGGACCUACAAGUCGCAUACGAUCUGAAUGCGGCCCCUCCUCGAAUACCCUUUGUCAACCGCCUGCGACAGUCUCCAUUCGACGUUGCCUUGAUGGCCGAGAUCAAGCGCGGUUCCCCUUCCAAGGGCAUUUUUGCACUUGAUAUUUCCGCUCCUGCGCAGGCUCGAAAGUACGCUUUGGCUGGCGCAAGUGUCAUUUCUGUGCUUACCGAGCCCGAAUGGUUCAAGGGUAGCAUCGAAGAUUUGAGAGCUGUUCGACAAGUUCUGGAUGGCAUGCCCAACCGACCUGCCAUCCUGCGCAAGGAGUUCAUCUUUGAUGAGUAUCAGAUUCUCGAGGCACGGUUGGCUGGUGCCGAUACUGUUCUUCUCAUUGUCAAGAUGCUUGACACUGAGCUUCUGGGACAACUGUACAACUAUUCUCUCCAAUUGGGAAUGGAGCCUCUCGUAGAAGUUCAAAACGCCGACGAGAUGACAAUAGCAGUCAAGCUAGGUGCCAAGGUCAUCGGCGUCAACAACCGCAAUCUGGAGAGCUUUGAGGUUGAUCUCAACACCACUGGCCGGCUACGCAGCAUGGUGCCAGAAACCACGAUUAUCUGCGCACUCAGUGGUAUCAACACUCAUGACGAUGUUCUGAUGAAUAAGAGGGAUGGUGUCAACGCUGUUCUAGUUGGCGAGGCCAUCAUGAAAGCACCCGACGCCAGUGUCUUUAUCAGUCAAUUAUGCUCAGGGUCCGAACCCCUAGCUAAAAAUGAAACUGCAUCAUCUUUGUACGUCAAAAUCUGCGGUACACGCAGUGCUGAGGCUGCGCUGAAGGCUGCCGAGUCCGGGGCGGACUUUGUGGGCAUUUGUCUGGUUCCCAGUGCCAAGCGGUGCAUCUCACACGAGACGGCCCUUGUCAUUUCAGAAGCACUGCACACAUACCCUAGCACUGGAAAGCAUGAAUCACAAGCAGCAGAAGUCGACAAUAAAGCCAAGGACUUCUUUGAAGCUGCAGCUCAAAGACUUCGCAGCCCCCGGCCCCAGCUUAUUGGUAUCUUCCAGAACCAGCCCCUGAGCGAGGUUUUGGAGAAGCAGAAGCAAUACAGCCUUGAUCUGGUACAACUCCAUGGCGAUGAGCCUGUAGAAUGGGCGAGCCUCAUUCCUGUGCCUGUGGUCCGGUGCUUCAAGCCAGGUCAAGUCGGCAUUGCUCGUCGAGGAUACCACACAGUUCCUCUCCUCGACUCUGGCUCGGGCUCUGGUAAGCUUCUUAACGUUGCUAAUGUCCAGGCUGUUCUAGAGAGCGAUCCUGAGCUUCGAGUUUUCCUAGCUGGCGGCCUCAACCCUGACAACGUGGCCGAGUCCGUCAAAGCUCUGGGUCCUCUGGCAGAUCGAGUAAUUGGUGUAGAUGUGAGCAGUGGCGUGGAAGAGGACGGGAAACAGAGCCUUGAUAAGAUUGCAGCUUUUGUCAAGGCUGCCAAGGAAAUUCGCUAG